Molecule: messenger RNA, 1983 nt
Organism: Durusdinium trenchii
Lineage: Eukaryota; Dinophyceae; Suessiales; Symbiodiniaceae
Source: the annotation of a GenBank genome assembly
AUAUAUAUAUAUUAUGUACAGUAGUUCUUUUGAAAGGUACAUGACACACAUGCAUUUACACACCAUGAAUCUACUUGUGUUCUUUUGAUGGGAAAGGGAUCAUUAUGCAUUAGCAUAUGUGAUGAGCCAUUUGCACGGAGACACGGAAGUCCUAGCAUUUGUUUGCAACUGACCUGAUGGCGGACUUCAAGCUUGCAGUUGAUGAGAACAACAAGGCCACAGAGCUGCCCUUGCUGCGAAUCUGUGGCACUGUUCAACAAAAUCCACAUAUGAGAGCCUUCUGGGGAGCGACCUUCUCUUUCUUCCUGGCCUUCUUGGGUUGGUUUGCUUUGGCGCCUUUGGGACUGGAGGUGGCCACUAGCAUGGGGCGGUGCGAGAACCAGCUUUAUCCAGUGGAUACCAACCCCAAGCGAGUGGCUUACUUGAAGUACAAGAACAUCUCUACCACGGACACAUACUGCCAAUAUGGCACGGUGAAGGACAGUGAGGGCACACUCACUGACUGUGCUGAAGUGCCAAGCGACAUUGCCAACAACGCCACUGCAUCUGCUGAGGAGAAGCUCAAGUACCGACCUCAGGUGCUGGCGAAAUGCGUUUGCACCACUGGAACCCAGUGCAAUGGCAUCAUCGCCAAUGCUGGAGUGGCAGCUGUAGCAUCGACCAUCUUUGUUCGCAUUGCACUUGGAACGCUCUUGGAGCGAUUUGGCCCCGUGAAUGUGCAGUCAGGUCUAUUGACAUUCGGAGCCAUUUGGGUCGCUUUGGCUGCAACAAUUCAGGUUCCAUGGCAAUACACCAUCAUCCGAUUCUUUAUUGGAUGCGCUGGGGCCACUUUCGUGACGAACCAGUUCUGGUGCUCCUUGAUGUUUGCGCCGAAUGUGGUCGGCACUGCCAAUGCCACCGCAGCUGGCUGGGGCAACUUGGGUGGUGGUGUCACACAGAUCUUCAUGAUCUCUGUGCUCUUCAACCCUAUGGUGAGCAGCGGUAUGGAAGCGGACACAGCCUGGCGAGUGUCUAUGAUCAUUCCGGCCAUUCUUUUCCUCAUUUGUGCGGCAGCAAUGAAGCUCUUGUGCUGGGACACGCCAACGGCUAAACGCUUUGAUGUGGCUGUUACUGGCAAGACCAAGAAGCCAUCCAUGUGGGACUAUGUGGAAGUGCUGAAAGACGUUCGUGUGGUUGUGAUGAUCUUCCAGUAUUCCGCAUGCUUUGGCACAGAACUCGCCAUGAACAACCAAUUGGCUACUCACUUCAGAACCUAUUUCCAGCUGCCUGCGGCCGAUGCUUCUGCCUUGGCAGGAGCUUUCGGGCUGAUGAACCUUUUUGCCCGCUCUUUAGGUGGCAUCUCAAGUGAUCUCCUCUUCAAGUACGUAGGGUUCCGUGGUCGUAUUUGGGCGCAAUUCUUGGCCCUCUUCUUCGAGGCGAUCUUCCUUUUCUGUUUUGGAUUGGUUGACAACUCGCAACCAUGGUAUGUGGCCCUGGCCGUACUUGUUUGCUUCUCUUUGUUUGUCCAGAUGGCAGAAGGCACGAGCUAUGGGAUUGUGCCUUUCAUGAACAAGCAACAGCUGGCAGUGGUGUCUGCACUUGUGGGGGCUGGUGGCAACUUGGGAGCUGUCAUUGCCGGCUUUUGUUUCUACCGACCUAUCAAUGACCCAUUGAUUCCGUUCCAAGUGCAUGCGGGCUAUGUCAUGUUCUGGGCAUUGUUGACCCCGCUCUACUACUGGCGUGAGCAUGGCGGCAUGUUCCAUGGCCCAGCCGUGACAGAGGAAAAGGUUGAGAAGUCUCAAGCAGAGGAGCCUGCUGGGCCUGCUGCAGACGUUGCCGUGUAACUUCCGUGUAAAACAUGAGAAAUGUGACACUGCUUAAUCACGUAACAGCAAAGGACAGCUGAGAGCAGCGCCUUGCUGCGGCCCUUGCAUGGAGUGCAGGACCGUUAGGAGAUUGACAGUGGCUUCAAUUCCUCUGGAAGACGUCGCAGUCAGUCAAAAA